GAGUGUGCAGCAGGCCCAUAGACAACAUGGAGCCAGUGGCAAAGAUGAAAAGAUUCUGCAAAGCCAAGCCAAGCAAAAUUACAGGUGGCUGCGUAAGGGUUGGAGUAUUCCCCAAAGGAUCUUGUCCCAUGAAUGGAUUCAGGUUGCCUGAAGUUAGAACCAUAGAUGAAGCUGAUGACUAUGGUCCCAGAAAAUCAAGUGAGAGUUUUGAGAAAGAUACACUGUUGACCUCUUCAGAUGAUUCAGUUUCACUUCCCAAAGAGAUCUGUGUGACUCACUGCAUGAGAAGCCUUACAGCGGAGGAAUACACGAGAGCCUUUCAGUCAUUCUUAGACCAUUCAACUGAACACCAGUGCAUGGACCAAUUCAAUAACAAGGAGCUGCCAAAUAUAGUAGCCAGUCUCGGAAAUGGAAAAUCCACUAUCAAUGUGCUAGGUGUGGGAAGUGGCACAGGGGAGCAAGACUUGAAAAUGAUUAGAAUAAUCCAGUCCAAACAUCCAGGAGCCUUCAUUAAAAAUGAAGUCGUAGAGCCCAACCCGCAACAUAUUCUGGCAUUCAAAGAUGCAAUUAAGAAUUCUUCUGACCUCAAAAAUGUCUCAUUCACCUGGCACCAGUUGACGUCCACGGAAUAUGAAAAGCAGGCAAAAGAGGAGAAUGUAGAAAAGAAAUAUGACUUCAUACACCUGAUCCAGAUGCUGUACCGUGUGGAGGAUAUUGCACAUACUAUCAAGUUUUUCCACAGCUGCCUCGAUCAUUAUGCUAAACUUCUGAUUAUAAUUUUAUCAGGUGCCAGUGGCUGGGCUUCUAUAUGGAAGAAAUACAGACACUGUCUACCCCCAACUGACUGCGGCCAUUACAUCACAGCCGACGACAUCAAAGUUGUCUUGGAGGGAAUGGGAGCCAAAUACCAAGUGUACGAUUGCCCUUCUGUUUGGGAUAUCACUGAAUGUUUUAUCGACGGAGACACCACUGGAGGUCAUACGCUGGACUUCCUGACUGGGACAAAGGACUUCAUGAACACGGCACCCCUUGGUCUUAAGCAACAGCUCCGACAAGCUCUGGGCCAGCCAGAGUGCAGCACCAAGAAGGAUGGGAGGAUUAUUUUCAGAAAUGAUCUAAGCAUGAUUGUGGUCAGCUCCUAAUAAUAGGAGAAACAGCAGAGGUGAUUUUCAUCUGUUUUGAUAGGGACAGGGCAAGCAA
Molecule: messenger RNA, 1200 nt
Organism: Euleptes europaea (tarantolino)
Lineage: Eukaryota; Metazoa; Chordata; Lepidosauria; Squamata; Sphaerodactylidae
Product: carnosine N-methyltransferase 2-like
Exons: 9
Coding region: 27-1142 (371 amino acids)
Molecular function (GO): N-methyltransferase activity
Source: RefSeq, a predicted model, not a curated record